Molecule: messenger RNA, 3768 nt
Organism: Paralichthys olivaceus (Japanese flounder)
Lineage: Eukaryota; Metazoa; Chordata; Actinopteri; Pleuronectiformes; Paralichthyidae
Gene: ccdc120a
Product: coiled-coil domain containing 120a
Source: RefSeq, a predicted model, not a curated record
CUGAUCACAUCAUCGAUCAGUGAUCGAUCAGCGGCUCGUUGGACGUCAUCGGUCACACCUGCUGAGACGCGCGCGCUGCAGUGGCGGGUCUGGAUCAGGAUGAUGUGACGGAGGAGUCGCAGGUUCGAUUCCGGCGGGGAGAGGCAACCGAGGUCACACGACUUUUUAACUCCAUCUAUAGUAAAGCCGAUGAACUGCAUCUGCAUCGCAGCUAACCGCUAACAGCAGCUAACCGCUAACAGCAGCUAACCAGCCUAACAGCAACCAGUCAGUUACAGUCAGUGACCAGCGGGUGGUGCUGAAGCUGCUGCAUGGCCACAGGAGUGAACUACUGGAGCUCAUAUGAACCUGGUUACAAGGUGAGAGAGUGUGUGUGGGGCGGAGAGCAGGACUCGAGCAGCGAGGACGGAGGAGGAGAGGUCACAUGGGAAACAGCCGCCAUGGAGGUCAAGGGUCAAAUCAUCACAACACCUGACCCUCUCACUUGUCCGGACAAGAAGCAGAGGGAGCGAAUGACAGAGUUGCAGGACAGGAGGCGGAGCCUGCAGGCGCUGCUGAGGACACGAUUGGCUGAACUCAGACGCAUCUGUCUGCAGGAGGCGGAGCUGACCGGUGCGGUGCCCAGUGACUUCCCCCUGGAGGCGGGAGAGAAGCCCCCCUGUGUCCGACGAAGGGGGGGAGUGUCUCGCCAAGGAAACAGGAAGUAUCGAGCAGAGGAGGAAGACUCUCAGCGUUUGAAGCCGAAGAAAACUUUAUUCAGUGCAGCUCUGAGGAAACACAGUGACUCUGAACACAACACACACAAUCAAACACACACACACCACGGCAAGAGGACUGUGCACAGAGGCUGCCACACAGACGACACAGUGAGGUCAGAGAGCAGCUCGACAUCAGACUCAACAGGACAUGACAAUGAAGACAGCGUGUCUCAGUGUCGCCCCCCGCUGGUCUCUGCUGCUUCUCCAGUGGAGGUUUUCUACCACAACAAAACCAGAAGGAACUCGCUGCACAUCAGGACCGAUCAUCCAGAGACUCCUCAGUCCCACAAGCCCCUCCCCCUGCUGCCCACCCCCCCUCCCCCUCUAUCACAGGACUCCUCCUCGUUCCCUUUUGACCAAGUAGCAGCAGGUGAGGGCGGGAUCAGGGUGAACGCAGCUCGUCGGAGCAGUAGCUCAGACGGCCUCCUGGACCAUGUCACCCCCACAGAGGAGGAGGGGGUAGCACAGCAUGGAGGACUGAGGUUAAAUGGCGUGCCAGCGUCCAGAGGAACUAACGUCUCUGGAGUGUUCAGGAGCUCCGAGGUGCUGAUGGACGGACGAACAAGGAUAAAUAACAGACCCACUGAGGCAGGGGGAGGAAGAGGAGGAAGAGGAGGGGGGUACAGUGAGGUCCUGCUGGAUUAUGUCUGGGGGAAACAGCAGCUGCAGCGACAGCAGUCAAACACUAAUAACAGGCAGCCAAUCACAUCCCAGCACCAGCUGCUCUACAAUGGUUUCUCCUCCCAGCAGCCCCCAGGUGCCCCGCCUACCUUCCGUGGUCACUAUGGCGACCAACGACAAGUCAAAGUGACCCGCACCAAAUCCUGUGGCCCCUUCCUCCCGGUGCAACAGAGUCAGACCGAUACCCAUAAUCCUCCUCUGUCCACCAUUCAGCCUGACCCUCACCCCCACCUGCUACCUCCCCGACCCACACAGCUGCCCCCCACCCAGGAUGCCCAGCUGGAGGAGGCCACCCGGAGCCUCCACAAGGCCCUGGCCCUAGAAGGUCUGAGGGACUGGUACCUGAGGAACACACUGGGCUCAAUCCACCAAAACCAAAACCAUGCCAAUGGAACGGUGAGCACAGGUGUCUCCACUAAGGUGAAUGGAGGGGUCAAAGGUCAGUCAGGUGUGGGUGGAGCUCUGCAGCGUAGACGAACGACUCAUGGCGUCAUCCAACAAUCGAGCUAUCAGACAGAGACCAGUCAUCAUCAUACUCUGUCACAUCAGAAACAGACGCUGCCACAUUCAGCCACAUUCCACGGACACCCGCUCCACGGCAGGUCUGUGGACAACUCUCUCUACAAUGACUCCUUCCCACCUCAGAAACAGGAAGUUCCUCUCAGAGAUCUGUCUGUGGACCAGCCGUCUCCAGGGACCCUGGUCUGACUCACCGUCUAAUCAGAACAACAGAAACAGACCAAUCCCAGGCAGGCGUGCUAUCCUGCAUCCAGGUGACUGAAUCAAACACUCCUGUGGGGGUCCUGGUCCUGGUGGAUGUUCUUUGUCUGCUAUAGAACCUCCUCUGGUUCUCCAGGAUCUGCAGCUUCAAACAGUGUUUCAGGUUCCAGCAGCAGCGUCUCACAGGAGGAUGUUACUGUCCAGGUUAAAUCUGGGGGAGACUCAACAGAACGUCUGGAUAAACCACAAACAAACCAGGUCUGACACAGACCUCCAACCCAACCUGGGUCAAACCCUGGUCAAAGGUUAAUCUGGACAUACGUCAGCUGAGCUUCCUGUCAGACAGGUUCAGUCACUGCUUGGCUUUAAAUAACUAAUAUCAGGGAUGAAGAUGAACUGGAUGAAACUGUACCUGUAAACGUCAUGUGAUGACCCUCCAGGUCUGAUCCCCCUGAAUGGAGGUUCAGGUUUACUUCUAAAGUUGUUUCUAACUUUUCUAUGACGAUGUCCUCAUCUCUCAAGCCGUUUUCAGAUCUGCACUGACUCCUGGAACUUUUCCUGCAGCCUCCUGGUAAAAUGUCUGGACGUGUUGAUGAGGUUUCUAACACGUGACGGACAUGAAACUGGAAGAAUCCAAAUAUCUCAGGAUAAAGAAGAGGAGCCGUACAUGUAGAAGACGAAGACAUCAACUUGGAAAGACGAGGAGAUUCCAGAGCUUUUGGUGAUAUGGGCCGACGCCGGUUUUCCCCACAUUUUUCUGUUGUGAACAAGUCCGACUCGGACAACCUCCUGCUGCUUCUUCAGAUGAGAAAGAUGAACCCAUGUCUGAAAACUGUUUCAGACUCUGCUAAGACAAUCAGGACACAUCAGAGUUUUUAUGAGAACUUUUGAUAAGUGUUGAUGAUGAUGAUGAUGAUGAUGAUGAUGAGGAUGAUGAUGAUGAUGAUGAUGAUGAUGAUCAUGAUGAUGCACUCUCACCAGCUCAGUCCAGGAAAUCAGCAGUUUAUAAAGUCUGAAAGAUUUUGAUAAAGUGAUCAGAUCAGGUGUUUGAUUCCUCAGGUGAGUCCUUCAGAAACCAGCUGGUGGUGUUUUUCAGGUGUUUUUACAGUUUGGAUUUCAACGUGCGGCAGCUCGGUCUCAGUGUCAGAACCAGAUCCAAAUGCUGCACGAGCAUCAUAAGCCUCAUUCACAAACUGUAGGAUCCAGACCAAAGCUAACUCAGCAGUGUUGUCAUGAUUACAUUUGUGUACGACGUUUUCACUUGUGCGUCACAUGAGAGCAAGUUAGACAUAAACCCCGCCCCCUUAAUAUCAAAGUUUGCUUUUGAUCUGAAGACAAAGAACAAACAAUGCAGUGUCCUGUGAAAACUGUUAGCCUAUCAGACUGCUUGGUACGCUGCUAGCAUGCUAGUCUGGUAGGCUAGCAGGCUUAUAGCCUCUCUGACUGUUAGUGUGGCAGGUUGUUAGGCUGUUAGCCUGUCAGACUGUUAUUGUAUUAGCCUGGGAGGUUUUGGCCUCUCAGACUUUUAGCCUGUUAGCUUGGCAGGCUGUUAGCCUAUUUGCCUAUUGGACUGUUGGGUCGAUUAUGCGGUUGUAAGCCCGUCAGACGU